Messenger RNA from Podarcis muralis (Common wall lizard), 1260 nucleotides. RefSeq lists its product as uncharacterized. The record is from RefSeq and is a predicted model, not a curated record. NCBI's taxonomy places the organism in Eukaryota, Metazoa, Chordata, Lepidosauria, Squamata, Lacertidae.
UGGGUCAGCAGCCUGUGAGUGGCUAGGUUGGGCUGGGACAGAAUCGGAAAAUCUGGGGACAGCGAGAAAGUCGGAGCAAAACCUGAAGAUCAAUGGCUGGGAAACUGUUCCCCGAAACAGAUAUUGGGGAUUCCGAGGAUGUGUGCAGGAGGAGCCCCCUGAGCUUAGAAACCCUGGGGGGCUCUGAAGACAUCAAGGAGCAGUCAGCAUCUGAGGGCCAAGAACCUCGUGACAAAGCGGCCAGCAAGGAGGAAGAGCCCAAGGAAGACCUGGGCAGCCCCCUGGAGGGAGAAGGCGAGGGCAAGAAGGAGGCCCCCAGACCACAGGGCACAGAUUUGCUGGAUUUUCGAUGGCUGCAGGAAAAGGAAGAAAGGGGGUUACUACAAGAGCAGCUGUGGCCCCCACCUGACAACAACAAAGAAGACCCCCUGGAGCCCACAGUCAAUGAGGUCCUUCCUUAUGACAAUGCUAAGCCAGACCAGCUUGCAAGGGCCACAGCGGAUCACGAGGCUUACUACCUGGCCGAUGACGAGGCAACGCUCCUGGGCGACUCCUGCGCCUCCACAGGCUACUUCCCCUGCUACCGGACCUACGAGGAGUUCCCCCGCUACCAGCCCCCCGGGCGCCCCGAGGACAGAGAGAGUGGGGCCCCCCGAGCGGGCAGGAAGAAGAUGCCCCCCACAAAGGGGCAGGGAGCCCCCCACAGCCCCCCAUCGCCCCUGCCAGCGGCCAGUGUGAGCAGGAAGUGCCCUCAAAAGAGGAAAAACCGAGGGGCCCCGGAGAAGGAGCAGGCCACAGAAGGGGGGCUGAAGGCGCGGCUGCAAGACCAGCGCUCCCUGCCCCCCAACCCAGAGCAGGUGGGGCGCGAUGUCAGGCUACAGACGGAAGGAGGAAGAACAAGUCCCCAGCAGUGCCCUUCUGCUGGGAGUCGCCCCUCAGUCAAGGAGACUCACAACACCCCCUCAGAGCCCCGCACGACCCCCUCACGCCUCAGCCUCCAAUUCCUGGUCUCCUGGGUCCGGAAGAUCUUCAGGAAAGCGCCGUCGCCGCAGCCUCCACCCCAACCCAGUACCAGCAGCGGGGCGCAAGGGGGGAGGCCGCUGGCCAGGCGGCUGGGGCGGUGGAUCGCCCAGUACCGCGGUCGCAUCCACCCCCAGGCGAUGUGACUCAGACCUUGGGGGCCCGGUUGGGGUGUGUUGCAGGGUAUUUUGCAGAAGCCAACCAUUUCCAUUAAAAUUCCCACUUUCUUCUUGGCUCACA